AUGAGUCAGUCACAGCCAUACGAAAGCAAUCCAUACUACCAGUCUCCUCCUCAGCAACAACAACCACAACAGCCUUAUCAGAACUACCAAUCCCAAAACCCACAAUCACCUUCCAACGCAUCAUCGCAUCAAGCAUUUCAAUCGCCCUAUACUUCAAACCAGGGGUUCAGUUCACCUCAACAAGGUUAUUCGAAUUACCCACAACAGCAACAACAACAACUGACUCCCCAGCAAAAUUAUCAACAAUCUUCACAACAGGGUUAUGGACAGCAACAAGGUUACUUCGGUCAACCUUCAGGAGGAGCCGGGUAUGGUCAGACCCCUCAGAGUCCUCCUGUCGAAGUGACCCACUCCCCCUUUGUCCGAACCGACUCUUCAGCCCGAUUGACCUUCUCGGAGAUGGCUCGUAUGGCCGGUCGGCCCCAGACGUUCGACGAGAUGUACGCUGUUCCAGAGAGCUUUCUGGAGAUCGAAAUUAGGAAUCCGAUGACUCACGGGAUUGGGAGAAAGAUGUAUACGGAUUACGAAAUUGUCUGUAUGACAAACAUCCCAGCAUUCAAACUCCGUCAUUCAGUCGUACGUAGACGAUACUCAGAUUUCGAGGCUUUCCGAGAUAUACUGGAAAGGGAAAGUACAAGAGUCAAUAUCCCUCCUUUACCUGGUAAAGUAUUUACCAAUCGAUUCACUGACGAGAUAAUCGAACAACGGAGAGAAGGAUUACAGCGAUUCCUAGAGAUCGUAGCUGGACAUCCACUGUUGCAAACUGGAAGUAAAGUAUUGUGUGCUUUCUUACAAGAUCCCUCAUGGGAGAAGUCUCAAUGGGUGUAA
Molecule: messenger RNA, 828 nt
Organism: Kwoniella mangroviensis CBS 8507
Lineage: Eukaryota; Fungi; Basidiomycota; Tremellomycetes; Tremellales; Cryptococcaceae
Product: sorting nexin-3
Exons: 5
Coding region: 1-828 (275 amino acids)
Biological process (GO): late endosome to Golgi transport; endocytic recycling
Cellular component (GO): retromer complex; early endosome membrane
Molecular function (GO): phosphatidylinositol-3-phosphate binding
Source: RefSeq, a predicted model, not a curated record